Messenger RNA from Fomitopsis serialis, 1748 nucleotides. RefSeq lists its product as uncharacterized. The record is from RefSeq and is a predicted model, not a curated record. NCBI's taxonomy places the organism in Eukaryota, Fungi, Basidiomycota, Agaricomycetes, Polyporales, Fomitopsidaceae. Gene Ontology annotation, molecular function: metal ion binding. Bases 189 to 1604 code for a protein of 471 amino acids. The transcript has 7 exons.
GUUUGAUCUGUCCCGCGCGAAACACUUCUCUGUACUAACGCCUUUGUUCAUGAAAGGGGUUCCUUGCAUCCGUGUAUCCCACUACCUCUCUAUAUUCAUUCCUCCUACGUCCCGUCAGGCUUGCUAUAUCUGAGGCUGUCAUCUCGAGCGAAGCCACUUGCUCGCGAUCAUCCUUUCUGGGUUUCAGCAUGCUUCACGAAUUCCCGCCGUCACACGCCGAAACCGACAUGCUGUUCAAGUCGUUCAAAACUCGAUACAGCGAUGGUCGUGACCGUUCAGUGUCUCCCCGCUCCGUGCUCGAAUGCCCGCCGUUCGAGGUGCCUCUCAACAGUCCUCCCCCUCUGCACCCCGCGUUUCUUGUGUGGUGCCCGAAGACGAGGGGACUGGAGUUCGCACAACCCCCGUCGCCCCCUUCACCGUACUUUGGCGGGCGAAGGCGCCUCCCCUCCGAGAUAUCCACAAUCUCUACCAGUUCUACAGAUUCCUCGGGGUUCUUUGAUGCCAGCGACCGCGAAGACGAUUUUGAAGACUUUGCGUGGCCGCCCGUCCCGCCACCCACGCCCCUUUUGUAUCAGGAGUCCGUGUCAGACACGGAUACUGCCGAAGAACCGUACCAGCUGCCGGCUGCGGCGGCGGUCGAAUACUUGGACAGACCUCCGAUUUCGUCCCGUCAUCUGCCGCCUGGUCACUCUUCGUUAUACAGGCUCCCUAAAGACAACCUCUAUAAGACGAAACCGUGCAAGUUCUACUUCACGGACAAGUCAUGCAUCAAGGGAGACAAGUGUAACUUCAUCCAUGACGAAUGGGAACGUGCGCUUCGCCCCUCUCGCCCUAAGAGCGAAAAGCGAAUGCCACCUCCCCUUUCUACCCUGGGUCGCCGGCCUACAGGUGAGGCGCCCAGGCAGCCCCACCCCACAACCCCGAGGCCGACAGAGCUUCAUGCCCAUGCACUACCGAAGCGACCUGCAGAGGAUGCGCAGAGGGCGCGCAAUCCAAACUUCUAUCCCAUCACAUGGCGCGUCAUCGGUGGCGGCGUUCUGAUGGGCGGCAGACGCGAAAUCUGUCAAGAAUUCAUGGCUGGACGCUGCCAUGAGGGCGCCGACUGCAAGUACGCGCAUCCUGGUGAUGACGGGGAAGACUCGUCACUCAGCAAUCUGUAUCCGUACAUGUCCCCACUAUCCCCGGUUCAAGAGGAACCGGCGUACGUUCCUUCUAACCAUUCCCCUGUCGCCCUGCUACACCAACCCUCCAUCUGUUCGCCGGUUCUGCGCUCCCCACCUCUGUCAGCACACAUUCCGUCGUCUUACACAGACGAACGUCGUCGCCGCGGGCGGAGAGCCAAGAAGCCACUCACCAUCAUCCCCCCUCCCAUACCUGAGCAGCCCGAGCUGGUGGGCUAUUCUGCCCAUCGGGUGCUGGACGGAAGUACGCUCCUUGAGUUGGAAACGUCGCCGCCACCAGCGGCGGAGACGCCCGACCUUUCGCCGGACCGUCUCGACGUUGCGUCUUUGGCGCGCUCACUUGUACGACCGUUGUCUACUCCGCCAAGUCUAAGCGGGCCACGACCUCAGGUAGUGAACCUGUUCGCUGCAGAGAUGCCUUAGGGCGGUGCUUCUAUAGCAAAGCAUCUUGGCCUGGGCUCACCCUGUUCAUCGUUAUUCGAUCUUUCUGCAUCGUGGUCUACGUACUGCAUCACCGUUAUCUGUUUCCCACUCACCCGCAUACCCUCUCUCCAUCCACGCAUCUGC